GCCACAGGAGGAAGUUCAUCUGAAAUUACCAUUUGCGAAGUGACACUUACCAAGAACACAACAACUUCAAGACAUCUUGUAACCGCAAGUGCCUGUUGGACACGACUCUUGUCGACGGAAGUAGGCGUCAUAGCUGCUCUAUUGUAGACAUUGUAUACUGACAUAAAGUGCUAAAGUAUUUCCUAAUUAACCUCUACGUCCGGGUCUGAGUCCUUGUGACAAGAUCGCUUAAUUAGCCAACUGGUACCUGCACCAAUUCAUUGUUCACUACUUGAUUUAGUGUUGCAUCCGAAAAAAUUCAGGAAGUCUAAGUACAUCGUCUUGCAGCCAUUAAUUCUACGAAUUUACGUCAGUCCGUUUCGAUAAUUUUUUCAUCCAACCGAAGAUAGUUCUUGGUAGUUUGUGUUACCGCUACUUUUCACGCUUUUGCGAGGAAAACAGGAUUGAAGUGAUAGAAGCAAAUAGAUUUCUAAAAGAACGCCACUGUGAAUACUCAGCACCUAAGUAGUUCAGUACGGAGCCAGCACCAAAAUCCUACUGCGUGUAUAAUUUUGUUUGAACAACGAAAGGAUCCUGGUAGUGCUCAGUAGAAAGUAACUGUCUGAGCCGUUUUCUUUUUUCGAUUUGACCAGUAGAACAAGAGCCGGAAAUUUAUUUCAGGUGAACUAUCCUGCACAAUACAAUACACGAUGUCAGCUUUCAAGAAGUCAUCUCUCCUUCUCGUCGUGGGCGGUUUUUUCAGCGCUCCCAGCUGCAUCGAAGCCGCCUACCUUUCUUCGCGCGAAUCCAGUCCGGGUAAGGAAAAUUACCACUCGAGGACCUCGGCAUAUCCUUUGGCCCACAACAAGAAUAGCGGGGCGAGCUCUUCUAGAAGCCGGAGCUCUAGUACUUCUUCGCGAGGAAGUACCCGCCAGGGCGGGGUCGACGUGCCGGGACCGAGCGGAGCUGCAAGCAGCUCACAACAUUCUUGCGCUGGGGCUGUUCCGCCGCCGUUCGUGUUUGCGCCAGGAAUGAACCAUGGGGGACAAGAAGAGCAAAAUCUUAAUCAACAGGGUGGUGCGGCACCACUACAGCCAGAAGAAUUAUUGCACACGAUCGCUCCAGUCGUAUUCGCGGCUGGGUAAAUCUUCCAUUUUGCUGGUUUUAAGGUCGUCUUGCUUCUUGUCCCGACCACCCCCAGAGCGGUGGUCGUGAAACAACUUCGUUCUUUUAUUUCGUUUUGCUGUCGAGGUGGACCUUUGUGUGAGGUCCACCCAAAUCAAGAAUUCGGUCGUGAUUAGCAAGACAAAUACAUGUUAGAUUCCGAAAGCCCCAGAUUUACCGCAGAUCAAAAACAGCAUUACAAAUUGGCCAAAGGAUCAACCUGAAGAUCAAAGCACCAGCACGAUCAAAGGUUCCGGAAAUCCCUUCGUCAUAAAUUGUAGUACUGAUUUAGCUCGUACAAGAACCGUAGACCACACUGCCGCUCACUAAAUGGUGAGCGCGAUCACAAAAGGGAAAGAGGAGAAGAAGCAUCAUCACCAAAUGGUCGAAAUAUGCAUGACAGAUUGCUGUCGGGCAUUUCCGAGCAGAACGGCCGCCAGCAUUACAAAUUCAUGCUUUGUUUGUCAACCUUCACUGCAGAUGCAUUAGCUUCUCCACGGGAAACUAUUAGGGCUUGUAUGCUUUUCAGCAUUACAAAUUAUUUACGCUUACCUCUAAACACCCUAAUACGGGCACAAACGGCAUAGCUUAUUUUGGAAGGCAAAGGAACACCUAAACUACACACGAGAAGCACCGGAGUGCAUUACAAACUGAAUACUAUUCUGAUUCCUAGUAGUGUUCAGAAUCUUCUUGAGUUUUCUUUUGCGUCUCUCGUCUUUGGAGUCGUUGGGAAACCUACGCGUGAAAGAAACCAAUCGUCAAAAUCAGGUGGAGUCACAAGUGGUGGACCCGAGCGGCAACGAAGCCAGAGCGUUUUUAUUUUUAUUUGGGUAAAUAAUAGAUACGCACGGCCUUGCUGCAUAAAGUUAACUUUUACUACGAGUUUCUAUUUUAUCUAUUUCUUUCUAUUUCUUUCCCGUGGGGAAUUUGCAUUUCAAAUUAUCACUUACUACUAAUUUUUCUGAGGUUUCUAUUUUGUUUUGCAACUGCAUCUUGAGAAUUUUACGGAAACGGACUUUACGGGCUACAUUUUGGUUUGGUAACAAGCAGAAGUGAAUCUAGGUUCAAACAAAAAAUGGCGAAUAAAAUCUUCAAUGUCCGCGGCCGGAAAUACAAGCGGCCUAGCAAUCUGACGCGGCAAAACCUGGACAGCCUGCAUCACUCGGAAACGGAUCCGGUGACGGGUGUCGGCGCCUCCCGCAUGCAUUCGGUUGGAACGGCUUCAACCAUCUCGCACAUGCAAUUACACCGCACGCCGGUGCGGGUUCUGGAUGAGGAUGGCCUCCCGGCAACGUCAAAAUACCCGUCCAAGGAGGAUGCCGGGUCGAGUUGUUUGCCACUGUGUUUUGCGGGUUUGCAGAAGGUCGGCGUUUGCGUCUGGAAAGGACUGCGAUUUGCUGUUUUACGGGCGAAAACCACUGCCAGCCAGCAGUGGGGCAAGAGCAGUAGUCACACUGGAAGCGCAGACGACAUUCCGAAAAAAGGCAGCGUCCACAGCUAUGCAACAAGCCGGAAAGCGUUCGGGGCAGCGGGGUUACGACAGAUGGUUACUCGCCCGCGGCGCGGCUCCGGAAGAAUGGUUUCAAGCGGUUUGGCGAGGCGCAGCGAUGUGGCGUCUUCUUGUGCGGAAACCGACCGCACGACCAAGACCGGGAUCUUCGGCAAGAAAAAAACAGUAUCUGGGAAAGGACUGAAAAGCAAGACCACUACUGCAGAGGCGCCGAAGGAUGGAGACGGCGACGGAGCCGCCCCGGCAGUGGCUUCCCCGAGUCUCAGCAGCGUCGUGGGCCGUGUUCUGGCGGUCGGCUCUCAUGGUUUUACCAUUGAGACCGCCGCCAGGAAUGCAAGCGGAGGCAUUACGGUCAAGGGCGUCGACAAGGCGGGCGCUUUGCCGGCCUCCCCUUUCGAAGUGUACAAGCUGGGCCGAGCGAUUCGAAAGGAAGCCGCGAAACACUUCACAACCCCGGCGGGAUUUGUGUGCGCCGUCAAACUCUCGAGCGGGUCGAUCCGGUUUGAAUUGGAUAUCUCCCCACGCGCUCCAGCACGGGCGGACGGCGUUCGAAGCAACUACAAACAAGACGUUUUUCCACCAGUAAAGCGCGAGGACGGACAGAUUUUAGUGCUGGAAGGGUCUUCCGAUGCAAUAGUUUUCGAGGAGUGCCGCCUGGUUUUGGAUUGGAUGGAGACUAUCGGGGGGGAAUUCCACAGAGGGUUCAAACAACUCGAACUCCAAGCAAAGGCAAACACCAGUGCGCGGCGCAUUUUGCGGACACUUCGAGAACGGGCGCACGGAGAGGCGAUGGAGGAAGACGAAGCAUGGCGGGCUCUUAUCCUCGAAUUCGGUUACCGGUGCCGCGUGGCCACAAACUUAACGCCAGCGCGGGUCAAGGUUUUCGAGAAGAAGCGCAUGCAGGUCGUGCACAAGUCGAAUCUCACCGAUUUUGCCGCUACGCUGGAAGAACGUUUUAGCGGGUUUAUGGAUUUCCGCAGCAGGGAGGGGGACAAGGUUUACAGCCUGGACGACAAAGCCGGGACUGAGGAUUUCCUAGUUGCGUUCCACCGUCGCCUCACUGCACCUUCGAAACUCGGACCGGAGUUAUCAGCUGGCAUUCCGGAGAAGCAGCUGACAAAAAUCAAAUUUGAGUUGGAAAGAAUGCGCGACCCGGAGGCCCCGCAUCUCUCUCUCCAACCCCACAACACGACGACGCGGGAUUAUCUCAACGCCAUGACAUCGGUGGCAACAAUGGCUCUGAACCAGGCGCAGGAUCAAGAAGCUUGGGGUGGGGGUCUAGCUUGCAUCGAUGUCGACGACCCGGAGGGCAAUGCUUUGAUGCCGUUGGGGGGGCCAAGUCUUCAGGGGCGAACGGUCAACAUGGCUUGCGGUCUGAAACAUUCCGUCAGAUACCAUGAUGAGACGGACGUGGAUACCGCUUAUGCGCGAAUUUGUUUUGCAAAACAGCUCCAGUUCACCACGUGCAAACUCUGCUCCGACUUGAAUGGGAAACAGGUAACGCAUGCGGUUUGCGAUCCGUUUCAGAAGCUAACCGGAAAGAGUUUGUGCCCGACAGAACGAGCAGUAGCGAGCGGCCUCACUUUGGAAAAACUGGCACAACUUCCGGCGGGUUACUGUUCCCGCGCUCUUUGUACUACGCCGGGCGCGACUUCGAGAAUUGUGGAAGAACAUUUUCUCACCCCGGGAUGGGAAGAAAAGCAGCGUAAGGAGUACGAAGGGCUAACGGUGGAACAGAAGAAAACUUGGCGGCCGAAGUUGAACGACUGGAAGGAACUGAACAAACGCGGAAUUUAUUCCCACAGUGCGCCGCAGCGGAACAACAAGAAACAAGGCAAAGGCGGGGGCAAGGGAAGUUUGCACUCGUUGGACGCAAAGGAGCCGGGCAGCACCAGUACGGGCGGCAUGACCCCGGAAGAACAAGAGUUGAUGGAGAUGGUGAUGGAUUGCGACAAACGAUUGACGGCGGCCGAAGUCCACCAUCCUCCGCCCGAGCCUCGGAACGGUUUCGCGGGUGUCAUCUAUAUGGAUUUUAAAGAGGAUGGUCUUCUUAAGGGGUGGCACGAGUCGGAUUUUGUCAAUUUCUGUGCGAAGACCCGCUAUUUUGAGCUUCGGGAGGACGAUUCGGAGUUGUAUAACGGAAUUGCGAUUCGGUUUGUGGAUCCGGAAGCAACUGAUGAUGAAUGGAUGGGGUUAGGAAAGGUCGACGCAGGGCUUGGCCGAUCCCCAAACAGAGUCUUCGUCAAGGUGUUCGUCGGAGAUGAAACUAUUCUGGCGCACUUGGAUACCGGAAAUACAGUUGACCGAGCGGGCACCACCUCCAGGGGGGGGGACAAUUGCGCCAUGAGUUUGGCAGUGGCACAAGAAUUGGGUCUCGAAAUCCGGAAUACUGGGCGCAAACAGUUUAUCACGGAGGGCACUCGAGAAACAGUUCAUGACGCUCGGUAUGUUUCUCUCGAGUUCAGGCUCGAGAACAGCAAGGGGGAAAGAUCCGGUCUUUUGAAGAAGGACUUUCUCGUAUUGGACAACCUCACCGACGGAGUGAACAUUGGAUAUACUACCCUGCGCGGCCUCGGUGUUUUCGUGUCGGACGAGGAAGAAGGGCUGGAUGCGAAUUUGGCGCAUUAUGUUCUGCUUUCCGACCCGAAAAGGGAGUUGCUGGACCAAGCGACCUCCUACGAUGCUGCUACACUUUUCGGGCAAAACUGGGGUCGGGGGCCGCAGUGGUUCUGCGUGCCGAUCGUGAACAGCAAAACGGGAUCUGGGUACAGCCUAAAACGGCUCGACGCGGAGUCGGAGAUCAUCCUGCAAGCCGGGGAUACGGUCCGGGUGGAUCUUACCGAGUGGGCUGCAGAUCGUAUUAAAAAUGGAACGUCUGUGCUGGAUCUGUCUCCGAUGGGCAGGGCGAAGAAAAUAGAAACUACGUUGCCAAUCGUGCUGCACAGCUCGCAGUUUGAUACCGUGCAGGAAGACGAUAGAUUGGUGGUGCAAAUCACUAAUCCCAAUGUUAUGGGGAGGGCGCUGGUUCCUAGUGAUUUGUUUUGUCUCAAGCAUGUCGACCUGAAGUUGGCUCCUGUUCCCGGUCUACCCGCAAAUAAGUCGUUUGAAGUCGGAGAAGGAUUUUUUGGCGAAGAUGAUGACGACGAUGUGGAAGGGCGGGCUGAGGAUGAAGAGGAAUGCGCUUUCGGGACAUUGAAGGGUCGAACAGCGAAGAAGACUGCUAGUGGGCCUCUACAGUCGGUAGGAAGAUUUGUUGGAAAAUUAGCAGUCGCAGCAGCAGCGGGACUAGCAGUCGGGUGGCAAGGAUUUUCGGUUCCGCAUUUUGCGGCGCCGACAGUGUCAGAACCGGAUCUGCAUGAUGAAAAUGCUUUGUCGGCUUCGGAGAUGACAAAACUAGUUUCGGACGAAAUCAACACCCGAUGCGAAAGGGCAGCCGAAGAUCAAGAAGAUGAAAGCUGCAUGGUGUUGCGCGAUUUUUCGGUUACCCCGGCCUGGUGCUGGGACGUCCCGGCGAUGCCUGAAGGAACAGGAGAAAAACGCAACUUCAAGGAUUGGAAGGAGUUUAUCGAAACAAAAGGACCCGACACUGCGCUCAAGCUACUGAAAAACUUGGAUUGCGAUUGGAGCCAGUGGCAUAAGCUUGCGGACUACCUUCGGGCCUGGCGGCAGGAACACGGCGAACACCUGCGGGGACGAUUGACAAGGCAGGUCCGACGAGCCCGAUCAGCGGUAUUAGGGAAACAAGGUCUUGACAGCCCGGAGGCACAAAGACGGCAGUACCUAAAAACAGUUUUUGGAUCGAAUUGGAAAGAGCGGGCGGUGGAGGAUGGAAAAGAAUCUUUUCCAUUUGCGGACCUGGCUACAGCUCUACCGACGGAUGGGAGUUUGGACCACCUCCCACCGCUACUGCAAAUUUUGGAGGCCACUCGGUUGGGUUUGCAUUCCGAGUGCGAAAAGGUUCAGGAAGCUGCAGUUCGAUUUUUCGAUGCGUGGAAAAUAACUCGCUCCGGCGGAGGAAACGAAGAGGAUGCUACUACAGAUUUUACUAGAGUUAGCUCGGGGGGCAGUGGUAGUAGCUUUCGCUUGGGCAAAAUCGACGAAGACGAAUACGCAGUACUGAUGAAGGAAAUUGAGGAAAAGACGAAGAAGCUGGAGAAGGCAGGAGGACUACUAGCUGCGGACUCCGAGGAAUGGAAGGAGCAGGUGCGGAAUUACUGGACGGAACAUCGAGAACGACUUGCGGGUGGGUUGUCAGAUGAGGAGUUUGAAAAUUUUCGGGACGAAGUCAUCGUUCCUCAUGCCGCGCAGUUUCACGAUACCGGGCGCGAGUAUCCGGAGCUCGACAUCAAAAUCCCUAUUCCUGACCACAAGUCGGUCGAUAAUUCCACAGCACCAAGACCAUUCCAGCUGGGGCCGCUCGACAGAAUCCGGAUGGAGUUUAAUCUUCGAGAGGCAGUUGCGGAGGGCAAGUUGAUUAAAUUCAAUCCCGAAGUGCAUGACUUCCCGUUGAUGCUCAGUCCUGCGUUUCUUGCAGUGCGCAAGGGACACGCAGCAAAAAGAAUUGUUGUUGAUUAUAGGAAAUGCAAUUCUUUGGUCACCAACAUCUUCUACGAGAUGCCGCAAACGGACCAAAUUUUUUCGAAGCUUUUGCGGCGGGGUUCUCGUCUCUUUUCGGCGAUCGAUUUAGCGCUUGGCUAUAAUCAGCUUUCUUUGCCUGAGGAACUACAGAGAUGGUUGGCGUGGACGACCGGCGAGGGAAUUUAUUUCCCACAGAGAAUGCCUUUGGGACCCGUUUGGGCACCUUGCGUGUUUCAAGCUUGGACGCGGUCAACCUUUGAACCCAUUCCCUGCCCGGAGACAGGGGAGGAGUUUAUCAAUGUCUACAUCGACGACCUUUGUUACGAGUCGGCUUCGUAUGCAGAGUUGAAGGCGAGGUCGCUGGCAUUGUUGGAACAAUGUAAGAAGACGGGUUUUGCGUUGAGCCUGCGGAAGAGCUGUUUUGGGUGCAAGUCUUUGGAGAUUCUAGGCUACGAAUUUUCGGAAGAAGGACGGAAGCCAACGAAGAAACGCUGCGACCAGUUACGGAACUGGCCAACACCGAAGUCACGCGCGGAGCUGUUGUCGGCGGUUGCUUUUGCGAAUUUCAGUCGUGAAUACAUACCGGACUUCACGGAAAUCUGUCAUCCGCUCCGCCCCUACCUUCGUCAGAAAUCGGACUUCAAGAAAUUCCAAGGCGACCCAGCAGCAAUGGAUGCGUUUAAACGGUUGCGCACCUCCCUCCGGUCGGACGUUCCUUUGAGGGCUUUAGACCUUGCGGCGGGACAGAAUUGGCGCACUACCGGGCGGCCAAUUUGUGUUUUGCUCGACGCAAGCAUUUAUGGAAGGGGUUUUGUCAUCGCUCAGCCAGAGAAGAAGUUCGGGCCCCUGCGUCCGAUAAUGGCUAAGUCGAGGAGUUUUGCAGCUGGCGAUGCGAAUUUGGGAACUUUUGAACGCGAGUUGGCGGGGGUCAAGAUGUUCUGUGAUUUUGGGUUGAACCUUGUGGAGGGCAGCGAAAUUUUCCUACUUUUCGAUCACAAGAACUUGGGGGAAUCGGAGCUGGAAGAGAUUGCAAGAUCACAGGUGAAGUCAGCCAAGGUCCAGCGCUGGGUCGAAGGUAUGCUUCCGAAAUUGCGAUCUCCAUUGAUUCACCGGGUGCACAUUAGUGGCGAAUGCAAUAUUUUGGCGGAUAUCGUUUCCAGAUUCCCAGCAGAGGGCAAAGACCGCGAAGGAGUGCGGGCCGACCUACAGCGGGUAUUAGGUCAGAUGCCGAAUGGGGUUCGGGAUUGUAUCAGAUGGCUAUUUGGGUCGAAGAAGGACGAAGACCCGAGCGUGGGUCAAGGAGAAAUGCAGCCUCUCGGGGUGGCAGAACAAAGCCAAGUGCUGCACGUUUCUGCAACUGCCGAUGGGAACAAGAAGAAAAUAGUAGUGCUUCAGAAUGGGAAUCGGGUGGAGUACUCUUGGGGGCCGAGGAAGUUAUAUCGCAACUUCGACGAGGCAAAAGAAGCUGCGAUCAAGGGGCUGCCGGACCGGUUCCGCUCAGAUUUAUCCCAUUCCAACCAUCCGAAGGAAUUUAUCGCUCACGAUUUGGAAGCAAUAGCGAAGCCGCUGCGGGAUUUGCAAUGCACUGAUGGGGUGCAGGAGGUUAAGCUAUUCAAAGCGCAGUGGAAUCCCGGUCGAGAAACAGUUGAGUCGCCACUACUAAUUUGUCCGAAACACACCGGGGAAGCACUUCUACGGGCGCCAGGUAGGCGGUGCAAGUGCAAUUGUGGCGUGGCCCCGGUGCGACAGCGGAUUAUCCAGGAUCCGGGUGAUGGUUUGCGGUUUUGCCUCCCCAUCAAGGACCAAGAGGAUUUAAUAGUUGCGGAAACGGAAGAACUUUUGAAGAAACGGAACACCAGGCAGCGGAGUACUCGCCUGGCCGAAUUAGUAGAGCAGUUUGACGCGCUUCAGGAGCAGCGGAAUCAGGCUGGCCUCCUACCGAUUUUACAGGAACAAGCGGAGCAGGCCGCUCCCCCUUUGGAAAUUUCGCAAAACGGUUUGUCGUCGUCAUCUGCUGUUGCACCACUGCAAAUUCACGAAAAUGUAGCUGAUGUCAACAAGGACGAUUUGCAUGACAAACAGGAUGCUCAUGCGAAUUGUGAUGAAGGGAAUAGUGUUAAUUUCAGUAAUUCGGACGUCGAAGAGGAGGAUGGGAAGAAUUUGCAGGGGGGCAACAGGGAUGAAAACGUAGAGCCGUUGCUGGCGAUUGCGAAUUUUCCUGCAAAUCUACCUCCGGAACAGGUGGCAGACGAAGACGCAGAUUUGGAUCCAGCACCGGAAGAAGCCGAUCCAGAAGCUAUUUGGGUAAAUGCUAUCUUCAAGAAGGCCCAGGGAAUUUUUCUUCACGAUGGACCUACUGUUUUUCGGCUGCAAAGCCUGUACCGGCCGGGGGCGGUUCCGACAAAGGCGACUCCGAUUACGGAUUUGGAGCCGUUAGAUGGUGUUUUACUUCUCUGCCAGCACUGCUACGGCGAAACGGUUCCGGAAUUUGUGGAAGUAGUGCGACCUCCUCAAGCGUACUACAAGAUCCAGGAGCAGUGGAACUACAAGAAAUUCAUUUUCUCUGCUCCGUCGAAGGUUUCGGCAGGAACAGGAGCAGGGUUGGGGGCAGUAGGGUCGCAGUUGCCGCUGCGACGAUUUUGGAAAAGCGGAUACAAGGGAAUGCUGGCUUUUGGCGCACAAGCUCCGCCCCCUGGAGUGGACGAAGAAACGGCAGUUCCGGUGGACGUUACCAAAGAAAGAAUUGCGCAAAUGCAGCAAAAGGCCUGGCCAGAACAUUUUUGGGUCCUGGACAAUGUGGGCCGGUUUUCGUUGGAAGAACUACUUCAACGCGCGGCGCGUCGUUGGGGUGUGAAACGGGCAAAGACUGCUAUCGACGAUGUGAAGCAGAGGCAGUUUUGUCGAGAUGCAGACGAUGUUCUGAUCCGGUUAGAUCGCGACCACGUUUUUAGGGUGGUGGUUCCAUCGGGGGAAUUUGUGGAUGGGGUUGCUGGGUUCGAAGAAGAAGAGCUGACGCACCUGUUUCCCUCGGGUUCGAUUUCGCUUCGCGAAUACUUGAUCUGGGCCAUCCACCGUUCGGCCGUGGGGGCUGCUCACGCGGGUGAGUAUGCAACUUUUGUUGAGAUUUUGCGGUGCGGAUUCUUGUGGAACAACAUGCGGAAAGAUGUUGCGGCCUUCAUCGCAAGAUGCCCGGCGUGCAACACCAACGUGCGGGAACAGCAGUUGAUCUCAUCGCGGGCGGAGGUGCUGGAAUAUGGACAGUUCUUGGAUUGCAUCAUGUUCGAUUAUGCCGGACCUUACAAAACCACUACUGGCACUGAACAAAAAUACAUCUUCACGGCUUGCGAUGUCUUCAGUGGUUAUAACUGGAUAUUCAGCACAGAAAACAAAACCGUCGAGAAAGCGAUCGAGUGUUUGGAGAAAAUUUUCAAGCGCUUUGGAGCGCCGAGGAAAUUGCGAGCCGACAACGGGUUCGAGCAUUUCAAAAACAAGGGCUAUGGCAAGCUUCGGGCGUGGAUGCGUCGCAACUUCCCGGCCGUGAAGUUUGUGCCAGGGACCAGCUAUCACCCGGCGGGCCAUCAUGCGGCUGAGUAUGUUCACAAAUUCUGCACCCACUUCUUCAGAACGUCCCCAGGCCCGGGCACGCAGUUGGAGUGGUCUGACAGGGUUGAAGAUCUCGAUCUGGCGCUGAACCGAAUGCCGCUCGAAGGAAGGAAUGGUCGAUCCGCAUUAGACGUUUUGGGGUUUGAGGUUCGGGGGCAGUUGUUUCCACAAUUACGAGCUGCCGUGCCAGAACCCAGUAGGGCUGUUGAGCUAUCAAUCGGUGAUGCGUUGGACCAGGUCGAACGGAAACGACGGGAACUGGCGGUCGACUGCCUCGAGGAUAAGGCUUUGGCGGCGGAACGUACUCGAAAGAAACUGAUCGCAAAGAGGGGUAGCCGGUUUCCUGAUGUCAUUGUGGGGGAUCUAGUUCAGGUGGAGUUGCCACCGGCUCAGGUUCGUGGGAAGCAAGAGCUCGCUGGGGUUUACGGAAAGCCGAUCUACGAGGUGACUGGAGUUUUAGACCGUGCAGUAUACCUGGCUGACCGCAAUGGCUCGGCCGAUAUCCCGAUGAAGAAUCCAGUCAGCUUGGACAGAGUGACCGUGAUUGGAAAUAUCGCCGAAUACCGAAGGGACGACUACGCUUUCAAAGCUCGGAACGGAUGCGGCUGGGUUCGGAUUAUUUGCGUUUGGAGGGAUUCCGCCACUGUCACACUAGCAGAAGCGGCUCCCAUGGAAGUCCGCUACCGGAAGUGGUUUUUAGACAAUGAAGUCAUACCGAUAUCCAGCAUGCCAGCGCAAUAGGCGUCCUGGUGUAAAGCGGGGGCAUUUGGGUAAAUUCAAAAAUUGUGCUUUACCCCAGCCCGCCCGACUACAUGACACUUGUAAGAUGAAGACGUUAGAUUUAGAACCACCGAUGCUGGUACGCACCUACUCACCGCGCUUUCUAAGAUUUAUUUGGUUUUGGUUUGCACAGCACUGAAAAUCGUACUUCAUAUCUCGGGUCUUCGCUAUCGUUUACAUCGUUGGGAAGACAAGUCGUUUCUAGCAUUACAAAUUGGGGAAAUCGUUUUUGGAAAAAGGUCGUAAUUACUAUCGUGCUACGGACAUCGUUUUAUCGUGGGGCUAAAGUCGUGAACUAGGGGGGCUGGGCCGAAGAGGAUUUUCUUGGCUCAAGUCUCUCUUGCAGUUUCGACCAGGGUCACUCAUAGUUUUGGAAAUUUAAAGACGUUCAUUUAUUUCUGGUUUCGCAUGGUAGUUCUAUAUUGUAUGAUGAUAGUCAGCUAAGGUUUUGAAAACAUUAUUUGUUGGUUUGUAAUGCGGGUUUCGUCAGGAUUCCCGGACUUUCGGCAAAAGUCCUGGGAUCUUGAUUCCUCAGGACGAGAAACCGCUUUUCUAGAAUAGGAGGAAGGGGGAAAACUUGUUUCUCUUCCCCCCGUUCUCCACUUUCUACAUGUAUGAUGGAUUUGUGUACUCUCUCUUCCUGGGAUUCCAGCUAUUUAGGUUUUAUUUUAUUCUCUUGUAUGAUUUUCAAACCAUGAUCUGGGUGAAGUUUCUACUAAGACCGAUGGCGCUACAAAGAUAGGGAGGUUAUUAGUUUAACGGAGCAGUAGCCGGAUACAGAGUGGGACAAAAGCAAGGACAAAGGGUUUUCGAUGGGAGUCUUCGUAUUCGAUUGUGCGCCACUACCGGGAGCCAAUCGUUUAUUUGGGUAAAUCUUCCAUUUUGCUGGUUUUAAGGUCGUCUUGCUUCUUGUCCCGACCACCCCCAGAGCGGUGGUCGUGAAACAACUUCGUUCUUUUAUUUCGUUUUGCUGUCGAGGUGGACCUUUGUGUGAGGUCCACCCAAAUCAAGAAUUCGGUCGUGAUUAGCAAGACAAAUACAUGUUAGAUUCCGAAAGCCCCAGAUUUACCGCAGAUCAAAAACAGCAUUACAAAUUGGCCAAAGGAUCAACCUGAAGAUCAAAGCACCAGCACGAUCAAAGGUUCCGGAAAUCCCUUCGUCAUAAAUUGUAGUACUGAUUUAGCUCGUACAAGAACCGUAGACCACACUGCCGCUCACUAAAUGGUGAGCGCGAUCACAAAAGGGAAAGAGGAGAAGAAGCAUCGUCACCAAAUGGUCGAAAUAUGCAUGACAGAUUGCUGUCGGGCAUUUCCGAGCAGAACGGCCGCCAGCAUUACAAAUUCAUGCUUUGUUUGUCAACCUUCACUGCAGAUGCAUUAGUUUCUCCACGGGAAACUAUUAGGGCUUGUAUGCUUUUCAGCAUUACAAAUUAUUUACGCUUACCUCUAAACACCCUAAUACGGGCACAAACGGCAUAGCUUAUUUUGGAAGGCAAAGGAACACCUAAACUACACACGAGAAGCACCGGAGUGCAUUACAAACUGGAUACUAUUCUGAUUCCUAGUAGUGUUCAGAAUCUUCUUGAGUUUUCUUUUGCGUCUCUCGUCUUUGGAGUCGUUGGGAAACCUACGCGUGAAAGAGACCAAUCGUCAAAAUCAGGUGGAAUCACACGGCGACCGAUCAAAGUCAACAAAGUGGUCCUCUUCAAAAUGCCCAACCGAUCGGGCAACAAUACCAGCAGUGCCAAUUUUUUUAUUGCGCCGUCCCGCUCGCGAACUAUCUGCAGGGGCACCAACCGCAGCCCGAGCAUUUUUUUCAGCACAACUUUCGGCAAGAUGAUGAGUUCACUGUCUACGUCGAUCCGCUAGUCGAUAUACUUAACAAGGAGUGUGGCGAGGAUAAUUCGGAGAAAAUCCUCGACACGAUCGAACAAUACCUACACCACCUCACCGUUAUCAACGCCGAGGGGUGCUGCGCGGCUAGGAUGGUAAACGACCACCUCAGUCUCUUGCGAAGAGAUGGAAACGAAAUUUUGCGGCGGUUGGACACCGCCAAGAAAGAACUACUUUUCGGUGGGAAGGAAGGUAGAUCAUCCGGUAGAAGAUCAUCAUCUUCAGAUGGUGCGACGAAUGAUAAUUCUACCGGAGUAGGUCUUGGUGUGCUGUCUGCAAAUAAGAUCAGCGCGCUUUACUCGCUGUUCCUCCGAACGGUGUUAACCUCCUCAGCGCACUUCCUGUUCGCAACGGGUUCGGCUGCUAAUCUUCCCACGACCACGAGGUUUCGCUUCCCGGAGAAGGCCUGGCUUUCCCUCCUUCGCCGGAUCGCGGAGGACAGUCUAUGCAAUGCAAAAGCAUCCCUGCACUAGUAUAAAUUGCAUUACAAAUUAGCACAGCAUUACAAAUUGAAUUUGUAAUGCUGAUUUACCUUGGGAAAGAGAUUUGUAAUGCAUAAAUGCAAUUUGUACGAGUACGAUGCUUUUGCACAGGAUACAGACCGAGAUUCGACGAAAUUCUCGCGGAAAAAAUCACGGAGAAAACCUUCCCGACCGUGUGGUGGCAAGUAUGCAUUGCAAAUAUGUCUGGGUCCGGAAAGUUGCAACUUGUCAUGCUAAUUCUGGAUCGUGCAAAAAUCUGUGUUGUAUGAAUGCCAAAAGCUGUCCGCUUUUGACCAAGUUGGGAGGAAAUUUCUCAUGCGGGAUGGCCACGAUAGGGAUCUCACAGAAUCUGUCAUGCUAGAUCCUGCAUUCCGGACGAGAUCGAUCAUGGAAAAUUUGUAUGACAAGCCACGGAAUCUUCCAGAGGACCCAGACAUAUUUGCAGUUCAUAGCAAGCACACGAUAGCAACGUUUUCCUCUCGGAUUUACUUCUCGACCAUGUAUCCCACUUGCAAAAAUCUCUACUGCGGAAAAGCGCAGACUGGGGAGAAGGAUUGUCCGGCGAGAAGUCGAGCCGAUUCUACCGGGAGAACUUAUUCGAGUCGAGAAGAAUCAAGACGAACGGGCGCGUGCACGAAAAUUUCGAUUCGGUAGACAAGGAAACACUGGAAGUGUUGGACAAGAUUACCUCUUUGCUCUCUGUCGUGUACCGGAAGGGGAGAAAUAAUUUCAAGUUGAACCACCAAUCCGAUUUUUCCUCCACGAUCUUCCAAAUCGCCGCAAAAGCCGCGGUGCAUUUAAAGCCAGGACCCUUAGCCUUCUGGCGCGACGGGUUUCAGAACGACGACGCCCAAUUCCAACAGCCCGACGGCGUUGGCAACUCGAAGAACCGGGAAUACCGGAGGUGCCGGGGGGGCCGGGUCUGCGGGGAAGUUCCGGACCGGGACAGAGCGGUCAGCGAGAGUUCUAGCGACGAGGAGCUCCCGGAGGACUACGACAGCGACCGAGAUGGGUUGUGCAGCAAAGCGCACCUCGCGUUCAACAUGACGAACUACAUGCGGCACCGGCUGGACAAGCAGCGGUUCAUCUACCAGGCCUUGUCGAAAGCGCUGGAACUGAUGGUGAGGAGUCUGGUUGGGGCGCCGAUUGUAGUGGCUCCCGAGCAGGACGACUAUCAACAUGUUGAUCCCCAGAGCAGGAUGAAUUAUCGGCAUUUGAGUACCUGGAACGCAAACUACGCUAUCGCGGUGGAGAUCCACCGAGCUUUUCUCAAAUCCACCCUGCUGGAUAGCAAGACCUACGCGAAACCGAAUAAGACGCACAAAGUGCCAAGCUUAGUCUUCUUUCGGUACCUGAGUGUUUUUCCGGAUUUCUUCAAGAUCGUGAAAUACAUCCGGCUGAACUUGCAGAAAAACUUGACCUUCUGGCGAACGAAUCGCAACUUUGUCUGGGUGCCUCUCUAUCAAAUGCAAAUGUGUCUGGGAGGUCUGGAAGGUUGCAACUUUUCGUGAUGCUGUGUUUGGAUUCUAUUUCUAAAAAAGAUUUGUCGAGCAUGACCAGCAAGAGGAAUCCACCUUCUACUACGUGGGGAGGGCGUUUCUCAUGUGGAACAGGCAUGAGGAGGCGCUGUAAAAAUUUGUGAUGCUAGGUCAUGCAUUACAGGCAUCUUGGGUCUUCACGCAAAAUAUGCAUGACAAACCUGUCACUCUUCCAGGCCCAGACAUACUUGCAGUUGAUACCCUCAGCAGCAAGGCCCAGUGGAUCAAGAACGUGUACUACAAAACCUUCGCGUGGACCUACAAGCCGAGAGGGAGGUCCUCCGCGGAUGUUGAAGAUGUAGAAAAUAACCUUUCCCCUGCUCGCAGCUCUGAUCCGGCUACUCGGAGGACCAAUUCCUUCGGCACCAGUAGAAGUACUAAAUUCCUGCAUCCCAAACUCAACCCACUCCCGGUGUCCGCGCUGGAUUUUUCCGAGAAGCGAAACGGGCUGCAGGCACUGAACCCGGAAGAUUUCUUGCACCUCCUCCCGACCGAUAGUGUUCUCGAGCUCCAAUCUGCGAUCCAUAUCACCGCGGGGAAGACGGCGCAAAUCAGCGAUUAUAGUGAAAUGGCGCAAAACUUCAACCGGUUUACCACUGCGACCAUGCGGUCGUUGUAUUCGGGUGAAAAGGACUGGAAGCUGCAGGAACUGUUUACGAAGGAAUUUCUCGAGAAGGGGCUGCACUGGUUCAACUGGUUUUUGGAGUACAAAGCCGGGCGGAAUUUGAACAAUUUACCCUCUUUUGUCCUUCCCCGAAAAGCAGACCAGGUCUCCAACCCCGACCCGACGCGGGUUGCGGAAUCCUCCGAAAUAACGCUCCGCCAGCGGGAAAUUAACGGGAUUGCAUACCACCUGAUGCCAGAGGAAAAAGACGCGGAGUUCUCCAGCUACAUAGGCGCCUGGGGGCUUUUCGCGAACAAGUUGACGCCCGACGCGCUCCAAAAAGACGUGCGGUUUCAGGAAUUGCUCCUAAAAGUGUCGGAGAAGUUGGUAUCGGCAGUGGAGAAAAAUGCAAAGGGAAAAGACAAUUUUGCAAAAGACAGAAAUACCCACAUUCCCUCCUUCGAAGAAGUUGUAAACCGUCUCCCCUUAGCUGCGCAAGAGAAAGUCGGCGGCUUCUUGGGCGAUGUCGCGACGGAAGGUUUGAAGUCGGUGCCGGUAACGCGGAGAAUAACCCGGAACGAGUUAACCGGCAGGUACUUCGUCGCCGUCGGCAUCGAUGCUCCCGCAGGGGGGGCAGACGCGAAUUGUCUCGACCAGGAGAAAAAACAGCAGUGGACGUUGUUUUUCGACUUGUUUUUGCGCGCGCACACGAAAUUGUCCGAAGCGCUCAAGUACCGGCUCGCGCGGGCGGAUCCCAGGCUGCUGGAAGACCACGCCUACCGGGAACAACUACAAGAUGAAUCUGGUGGGCAGAAACCUGCUCUUCUCGUGGAAAACAACGAGGCAAAUCGGAGGCUUUUCGGCCCGCGGGAGGGGAAGGAGGAGCGAAGGAAAAGGAAAAUAAGUGAUGCCGCGAAAAGAAAGAACCUCGUUCUUGCGGGCAGGACAAGUGCCAACGGUGCCAGUUCUUCGUCAACAACAACAUUUUCCAGCCCUACAACACCUCCGCAAGAACUACUUCCACCUAAUCGACAACAAGAAUCUAGCUUGCCGGAGUCGAAAGCGAGGCUCUGGAAAGAGCUGGGCGACUGGCGGAUACCGAUUGAUGUACCGGCUGAAAAUAGCGAGACGACGGGACAACCGAAUUGUUCAGAUGACAAUCUAACGUACGUGAGAAUGGAGCGCCGCAUUCAGUUUUUACUGGACCAGCUCGGGAACUCCCCGCUGUUCCGACUCUUAGAGCAAUCCACUAUUGCCUCCAGCUCGGUACGGCAGCCGGUGGCGAAGGUGUUCCGGCCGCCGUUGUUGCCAAGUGGAAAGGAAAUGGAGGAGAACCAGAAAUUCUUAACGGAAGAAUUAAAGCCGGUGAGAACGAUUGGGGAAAAGCUGCAGAAACUGCGAGAAGAGUGGGAAGUUAUUGGGAAAGUGCUAGAACAAGCCGCGUGAAGAUAGGGAAAGAUGGGUAGUUGCUUUCAUCGUGCUAAGUAUUGGUACUGAAGCAGUUGUGGACAGACUUCCGUUGCGUUAAGCCUUGCGAGGAUGAACACUACGCCAGGUGGUUGAAUUCUAUAGACAGAUUUAAGUAAUUUUAAGCAUAGAGGAAACCAAAUACAAACUCUUAUUGUCUUUAUUGCCGUUAAUACUCCGUAUUUGCUAAACCAAUUAGACAGCUUCAUGCCGUCGCACCUGCAACUUUUGCACGAUAUACAACAGUAAGUACCUAUAGGCAUUUACCACUACCCGCCUAGCUGCACAUCACAAUACUUAAAUAUAUAGACAAAUUCAUUGCUCAAGGUACUUCCCGCAAAUUCAGAAUUGAAAAUGGAAAAAUCCUCUGUGACAAGUUCUUUCGCAGAUCAACUCAAGUCUGCAAAUCGAAGAAACCUCGACUCAUAGAUAAAAACGGCCAUUCGGGAAUAAAGCACAAUAUCGAGCGCUGGAAUUAGGUACUGGUUAAAUAAGUAGAUGAUGAUCGUUUGUUGCGCUCCUGAUCCGCUGUACUAGAGACAAAUUAUGGACAAUCAGCACUACAACCAUAUUAUUUCUUUCCUGAGAAAUUCACACGCUUUCAAGUUAAUUGCAAUUCAGUUCGAGAAAAACAAUUUGAAAAGACAGAAAGUCAUGUAAAAAAAGAAGCUCUGAAAGGCACGAAAAGUAAUGAACUCAAUGCCGCGCUCUGCAAACUUUUUGCCCGAUUUUGUCUUGAGAAAGACGGCAAGAAAAAAGGAAAACAGUGUGGAAUCAUAUAAGAAUGAAAACCUCUUCUCCAUUACAAUCCCAGAUUAGGGAUGAGGAACAG
Amoebophrya sp. A120 is the source of this 18429-nucleotide messenger RNA. Lineage: Eukaryota; Dinophyceae; Syndiniales; Amoebophryaceae. The record is from the annotation of a GenBank genome assembly.